AUGUCGGAGGAAAAAACUGAAGUGGAGACGUUUUUUGGGAGAUGUAGAUGUUGCCUCACAUAUGGCUACUUAAAAAACAUGUGGUUAGAACAUAAAUACAAUGGAAAUCCAGAAAUAUACGGUGAAAUGCUGGCCAAAUGUUUUGCGUUGACUUGGGAUCAUUCCGAGGACUCCAUAGAGCAGGACCAGAUAUGCGAGGCCUGCAUCGUUCGACUACGUGAUGCAUAUGACUUUAAGAAGGUGGUCUUGGACUCACAGGAGGAGCUUACGAAAAUGUUGGAAGAUGAAAAUCAUGUGAUCAUCAAAGAAGAAAGACUUGAUGAGCAACUCUUAGAGGAACAGGGAGAUGAUGACAAUGAUGAUAACUUAAGUAAUACGGAGACCGAAUACAUAACAUUCAACAAUGAUACGAUGGAGAGCAUCAAGGAAGAGGCUCCAGAGACCGAAUAUACGGACAUUGAGUACUUGGAAGAUGAAGUAGCCAACAUAGCCAAGGCUGAAGAUAUUAGCAUGGUUGAAGAUAAUACUAAAGAUAGUGUUGAUUCUGACUCAUCCCAAUCAUACAAACCGGAACCAGCUAAAAGAAAGAAAAGGCCAAGGGUUUCCGAACCUGAAGAUGAUGAUGAUGAGAGUGGUAAACCCAAAAGAAAAUGGCCACCAAAGCUCCCUAAAUCUGAGAGACACAAAACAUAUAAACAGUAUUCAGAAACUGAUCUACGGAAAUGUUUGGACGAGAUCCGUAGUGGAGCCCUAACGCCCGCUGAUGCAUCUGUUCAAUACAAUAUACCAAAGAAAACCAUCUGCGCUAAAAUGAAAAUGAAUUCUACAGAUGUCCCGAUUGACAAUACAACGCAAUCAAAAUUGGAAAGACGCGCAAAACGGCUAAGGAAAAAACCUACAAUGUUUAAAACUUCCGCACUGGACGAGAAAACAUUAAAACUAAUAGAAUGUAAUAAAGUAAAAAUGAAAGAUAUGAACGAUACAAAGGUUGCAAAGGAUCCAAUUGAUAAAAAUAAUGAAGUUAAAGAUAGAAAAGAUGAAACUAAAAUAGAGAUUACACUUGAACCUGUCAAAGAAUUUGAUCAAGUCAACGCAGAACAAGUCAGAACACGUUACAAAGCGAUAGUAAACGAUAAAUUCAAGAAAGGGACCAAGGAGUCAGUAAAGCAAGAAGUUAACGAAAUGAAUAAACAUAAAGAUAACCUUAAAACUAUACUACAUAAUUCUAAUGCCACUGUAAUAAAAGGGUACACGGGUCGCGGGUUUUAUUGUAAUUAUUGUAACGAACAUAGACGAUUGCCUUCAGAUUUGAAAAAACAUAAUUUAGAGGCACAUAGCUUAGUCGAAGACGUUAUAAAGGCGAAAUACGUGUCAGAUCUAUUCAUUAGACUUGAUAUAACGAAUUUAAAAUGUAGAAUUUGUAAUCUAAACGUAGAUAAAUUAGAAGAUUUGACUGCACAUCUAUCCAAAAUACAUGGUAAAAAAUUUCAUACGGAUAUCAAAAAUUAUUUCAUUCCUUUCGUUUUAGAUACAGAUACGAUGCAAUGCAUGAUUUGCAAGAAAGAUUUUAAACAUUUUAAGCUACUUUCUGAACAUAUGUGUGAACAUUAUAGAAAUUUUGAAUGUUCUCUAUGCGACAGAGCGUUUAUUAAUAAACAAUGUAUGCAAACACACAUUUAUAGACAUAGAAAAGGAGUUUUUAAAUGUUCUCAUUGUCCCAAAGUGUUUGAUUCUCGUCCUAAAAAGAGCGUUCACGAAAGAGUAGUUCAUGCUUUAUCGAGUAAAACUCGCAAAUGUUCCUUCUGUAGCGAGCGGUUCGGUACAACAGACUUGGUACAAGCUCACGAAGUAAAAGUGCAUGGGGUAAAACCAUUGGUAUUCUCUUGUCAAGCUUGCAACAAAUCUUACAAUAGCCAAAGUUCCUUAUUAACACACAGAAAACGCUAUCAUUUAAUGUUAAGGCCACAUAAAUGUUCAUAUUGUGAAAUGGCAUUUUUCUCCAAGAUUGAGUUGAGGUCUCAUACGGUAACACAUACGAAAACAAGGGAUUUUCAAUGCGAUAUGUGUUCGAAAUCGUUCGGGACGAAAUGUAGUUUGAGUCAACAUGUUAGGGGGCAUUUAGACGAUCGGAGGUUUAAAUGUGAUCGGUGUGAGCGCUCGUUUGUGCAUAGGACUGCUUGGAAAGGGCACAUGAGGACAAUCCAUAGUACUAUUGUCUAG
Molecule: messenger RNA, 2220 nt
Organism: Spodoptera littoralis (African cotton leafworm)
Lineage: Eukaryota; Metazoa; Arthropoda; Insecta; Lepidoptera; Noctuidae
Source: the annotation of a GenBank genome assembly